AUGCAACACGAGAACUAUGAUCCUUCCUUCCCCGACCAACCUGUGGUCGACCAGUACCUCCCUGUUUGGGCCAAUCUACCGUCCUUCCGGUCCAAGCCGGCCUUCAUUUGGUCCCAUGGAAACUCCAAACCCACCACUCCCCUCACCUAUUCUCAGCUCAAUGCCUCAGUGAACCUCCUUUCUUCUAAGCUCCUCGUUCCUUUACAGAGACGCGACACUGUCAUCAUUUUGUGCCCUCCGGGACUUCAACUUGUGAAGCUCAUCUUUGCGUGUCAACGUGCUGGCCUUAUGAGCAUCCCUAUCAUCCCCCCUCAUCCUUCUUUUUCUCGUCCCAGUCAUCACCAUCUUAUGAGGGUCCUUUCCCAGACAAAACCUAAAGCUGCCUUAGCUCAUCCUCACUAUAUCUCCAGCGUUCAAAGCUACUUGUCUUCUUGUCCCCCCCGCAAGGAUGAGAACCUGGCUCGCAUGUUACAAAAAGUACAUUGGAUCUCCAUUCACGAAGAUGACGGUGUCAGAGAUGGUAAUGUUGCGGUUUUAAAUAACCGUACUUCUGAUUCUACACCAUACAGUGGCUGCGGUGCCAAUGAGGUUUAUUUGGUUCAGUACACGUCAGGUGCCACUGGGAUUCCAAAACCCGUGCUUAUGACUGCUGGCUCAGCCGCCCACAACGUCAGAACGGCAAGGACCGCCUAUGAUCUUCAUCCAAACAGCGUCAUUGUUUCGUGGUUGCCUCAAUACCAUGAUUGUGGUCUCAUGUUUCUGUUACUGACCGUUGUAUCCGGGGCCACAUGCAUCCUGACCUCCCCAGCCGACUUCAUCAACCGUCCAAGACUCUGGCUUGAACUGAUGUCGGAGUUCAAGGCCACGUGUACUCCUGUUCCGUCAUUCGCACUGCCCCUCGUGAUCAAGCGAGGUGGGCCACACCAAGGAACCAUUCCCAUAAAUCUUUCCAGCUUAAGGAACCUGAUCCUCAUCAACGAGCCAAUCUACAGUGACUCCGUUGAAGAAUUUGUUCGUGUUUUUAUUCCAUUUGGGAUGAAACCCUCCUCCAUCUCUCCUUCUUACGGGUUGGCAGAGAAUGGUACUUUUGUUUCCACCUCCUGGAGGGCUGAUGAUAGCUAUUCUAGCUUUCCGGGGCUUCCAACUCACAGGAAGCUUCUACCAAUCGCAAGGCUUUCUAAUAAUCCAUCUCGAGAGGACAUUGACAUUGUGGUUGUGAACGAAGAAACUUGUGAAGCGGUUGAGGAUGGCAUUGAAGGAGAAAUAUGGGUUUCAUCACCAAGCAAUGCAUCUGGCUACCUCGGACAUCCUCACUUAACGAGGGAGGUGUUUCAUGGGAGACAGAGAAACGCAGUGGGGAAGUGUUUUGUUCGAACAGGAGAUUCAGGGGUUGUUAAAGGAGAGCAGAGGUUUCUGUUUGUGACAGGUCGGUGCCACGACGUUAUUGAGGUCCAAGGUGGUCGAAGGAUUCAUCCCCACUACAUUGAGAAGGCGGCAUAUAACAGGUGUCCCAAGUUUGUUAGAGGAGGUUGUAUUGCGGCAUUUCAGAUUUCAGAGACCAUAGCACUAGUGGCAGAGAUGCAGAGGAUUGAGAAGGAUAAGAGGGUUUUGAAGAGAAUCUGUGAAGAGAUGAGAGAAGGUGUUGCGAAAGAAGAGAGGGUUGAGGUAGGAGUGGUGGCUUUGGUGACGAGUGAGGCGUUCCGAAAACAACUUCGGGGAAAGUGCAGAGAUGGGCAGCCAAGGAGAAGUUUAGAGAGGGCAAAAUGA
This is a messenger RNA of Neltuma alba, 1767 nucleotides long. RefSeq names its product long-chain-fatty-acid--AMP ligase FadD26-like. Bases 1 to 1767 code for a protein of 588 amino acids. The transcript has a single exon. Lineage: Eukaryota; Viridiplantae; Streptophyta; Magnoliopsida; Fabales; Fabaceae. The record is from RefSeq and is a predicted model, not a curated record.